This is a messenger RNA of Ambispora gerdemannii, 543 nucleotides long. Lineage: Eukaryota; Fungi; Glomeromycota; Glomeromycetes; Archaeosporales; Ambisporaceae. The record is from the annotation of a GenBank genome assembly.
AUGGAACCCCAAGAAAAAACGGAAACUCAAGAAACACACGAUCUUUCAUACUUCCCAAAAUCAUCACUAGACCAAUAUCAACCAUCAAAAAAGUUCGUAUUCGGAGUACGUUUCUUUGAAAUCGUUUGCGGAAUAAUAGCAGUUGGUACAUUAGGCUACACCGCAGGCGGCCACAAACACCUCUACGGCGACGUUCCAAACUGGGUCACUUACGGACUAGUGGUCUCUUGCGUGGGCACAGUAAUCUCGACAAUUUUUAUCAUCGAUGCGAACAUAAAAUAUGCGUUGCUGGAAGGGUUGACGUCUUCCAUUUGGGCAUGUGCGUAUUUGACUUACGUGGUGUUUGGGGCGAUUAAUACUCCCUCUGACCAGGAUUGUGGUAAAUUAAAUGGUUGGGAAAGGCCGAUCUGUAGUAACCCCAAAGCGACCGAAUUCUUUGCGUUUGUUGCUAUUUUUGCGUAUGGCUUUUCGGCAACUACGGGAUUUAGGGUUUGGUUGGAUCGUAGAAAUCGACUACCGCAGUCUGAUAAAAAUGUUGUUUAA